Messenger RNA from Aspergillus campestris IBT 28561, 1621 nucleotides. RefSeq names its product mRNA splicing protein SLU7 (gene slu7). The coding region runs from base 40 to 1488 and encodes 482 amino acids. Gene Ontology annotation, molecular function: pre-mRNA 3'-splice site binding. NCBI's taxonomy places the organism in Eukaryota, Fungi, Ascomycota, Eurotiomycetes, Eurotiales, Aspergillaceae. Gene Ontology annotation, biological process: mRNA splicing, via spliceosome. The record is from RefSeq and is a predicted model, not a curated record. The transcript has a single exon. Gene Ontology annotation, cellular component: spliceosomal complex.
UCUCUACUCUCGAUCAUCAUCUCAUAGCCGCAGAUCACCAUGUCGUCGCGAAAACCCGCCGAUGUGGCGUCGAAGGAGCGCAACGAAUACAUUCCCUCUUUCAUCUCCAAAAAGCCGUUCUAUAUCGAUGACGAAUCCUCUGCGAACGACUAUCUCGAGCAUCAACGUUUACACAAGGAAGCCUCCGCCGACCAGUCUAGAUGGUAUGAGCGGGGAAAGCGUGCUGGCCCAGCCGCCACCAAGUACCGCAAAGGGGCUUGCGAGAACUGCGGUGCUAUGACCCACAAAACGAAAGAGUGUCUAAGUCGACCCCGGAAGCAUGGGGCCCGGUGGACCGGCAAAAACAUACAGGCGGAUGAGGUUAUUCAGGAUGUGUCGCUGGGGUGGGACGCCAAGCGAGACCGGUGGAAUGGUUACGAUCCUAACGAGUACCGACAAGUGGUCGAAGAGUUUGAAGAAUUGGAGUCGUUAAAACGAUCUGCCAAGACCGGCGAUGACGAGGAGCAGAAGAGGAUUACCGAUGGCGAUCCCGACGAAGAGCAAACACUCGGCGAACUCGGCGAUCAAGCCCGCUACGCUGAAGAAUCCGACAUGGGAAGACAACAGAGCACCGCGACCCGGAAUCUACGUAUUCGAGAAGACACGGCGAAGUACUUGUUGAACCUCGAUCUGGACUCCGCCAAAUACGACCCGAAGACGCGACGGAUGGUUGAUAUGGGCGCUCAAGAAGAUCAGGCUGCGGCGCUCGUCGAGGAGGAGAACUUCGUGCGUGCGUCUGGGGAUGCGGCAGAGUUCGAACGGGCCCAGAAAUACGCCUGGGAAGCGCAAGAAAGCGGCGGACCCAAAAUCCAUCUCCAAGCGAACCCGACUUCGGGAGAGGUCAUGCGGAAGAAGCAGCACUCCGAAGCCGAGGCGAAGCGUCAAGCUCAACGGAAGGCGCUGUUGGAUAAGUACGGUGGCCAAGAGCAUCUGGAUCCCAGCCCGCUACGCGAUACGAUGGUUGUCGAAAACGAGAAGUUUGUUGAAUAUGACGAAACUGGUGCCAUCAAGGGCGCGCCAAAGAAGGCCGUCCAGUCCAAGUACCCAGAGGACAUCCUCACCAACAACCAUACUUCGGUAUGGGGCAGUUGGUGGCACAAUUUUGAAUGGGGGUAUGCGUGUUGUUAUUCAACUGUCAAGAACAGUUACUGCACUGGCGAGGAUGGGAAGAAAGCCUUCGAGGAGGCCGACAACAUGUUAAUGCUGGAAGCCGACGGCGACGAUCAAGACAAGCCGGUUGGUCACGAGGCCAGUGAAGCCCAUAGCGCCCAGAACUCUGAAGAGCACGAACAGAAAGACGAAGGCUCCGGCAAGAAAGCGAAGAAGCGCACGCUACUGGAGGCGCAAACCGGCAUCUCAGAAGAGGAGCUGGAGUCGUACAAGCGCAGCCGUCUCGACGCCGCCGAUCCCAUGGCUGCGUUUAUUGGCAAGGACAGUAUUGCCGAAUAGUCUUCUCUUUCAUGUUCAUUCUUUUCUAUGAUCUCUAAUUAGGCGUCUGGUUUUGGUAAAUACCCUUUUGACCAUGUAUACAAAAUAGUGCAGUAUCUAUAGCAAUUGAGUUCUUUGAAAUAUACAUGCAAAU